Molecule: messenger RNA, 1892 nt
Organism: Pelmatolapia mariae (spotted tilapia)
Lineage: Eukaryota; Metazoa; Chordata; Actinopteri; Cichliformes; Cichlidae
Gene: nob1
Product: NIN1 (RPN12) binding protein 1 homolog
Exons: 10
Coding region: 95-1531 (478 amino acids)
Biological process (GO): maturation of SSU-rRNA; ribosomal small subunit biogenesis
Cellular component (GO): preribosome, small subunit precursor
Molecular function (GO): RNA endonuclease activity
Source: RefSeq, a predicted model, not a curated record
UCCCACAUGAAUGACGUGUUUUCGGCUUCUACGUGUCACGAGUGUUUCCCCUCUCUUCUGAUUGGUCGCUCGCGCUGCUGGUCACCAAACCAAGAUGGCGACCACCCUGGUAGAGCAUGUUGUCGCAGAUGCAGGAGCGUUUUUAAAGAAAGCUCCUCUCCAGGAAAUCGGCAGGAAUAUCUACACCCUGAAAGAUGUGGUGGAAGAGAUCCGAGACAAACCCACCAGGAGGAGCCUGGCCUUCCUGCCGUACCAGCUCCACUUUAAGGAACCUCAUCCAGAGCACAUCAGACACGUGACAGAGUUCUCCAAGAAGACCGGGGACUAUCCGAGUCUCUCAGCCACCGACAUCAAAGUCCUGGCUCUGACCUACCAGCUGGAGCUGGAGAACGUCGGCUCGCAGCACCUGAGGAAGGAGCCAGAGGUUAAGGUGAACAUUCAGAGCACACAGCGCCACCCCGAGACUCCGAUGAACGUCGCCGGGUUCCACUUUCCUUCCAAGAAACCUGCGGACAGCACGAAUGUCCAACAGACGGAGACGGAAAAGAAGACGCAGAACGAGACCGACGGCGACGAGUUCAACAGCUUCCAGUUCUGGAGGGAGCCGCUGCCGGCCAUCGAUGACAAGCUGCUGGGUUUACUGGGUCCAGCGGAGGGUUUAAAAUCGACAAAACAAGCGGACACACGGACGACUUCGGACGGAGACCAGUUCAGCAGCUUUCUGUUCUGGAGGGAUCCGCUCCUGACCUUCAGCGAUGAGCUGCUGGGUUUACUGAAAGAGGGCAACGAAUCACCACAGACAGAGAAGAGGGCGGAGCAAAGGAUGUCGGGGGGCCAAUCGGACGAUGAGGACAAAGAGAACGAGCCUGAUGACGAAGAUGACGAGGAGAACGAUGAUGACGAUGGAGGAGGAUGGAUCACUCCCGGUAACAUCAAACAAGUGAAGAUGGACUCUGCUGAUUGGACGGCUCCAGCUGACAUCAAAGUCGGCUGUCUCACCACCGACUUCGCCAUGCAGAACGUUCUCAUUCAGAUCGGACUUCACGUUCUCUCUGUGAACGGGAUGCUGAUCAAACAGGCGAGGAACUACAUCCUGAGAUGUCACGCCUGCUUCAAGACGACGAGCGACAUGAACAAAGCUUUCUGUCCUCACUGCGGGAACAGAACCCUGAAGAAGCUGGCUGUGACGGUGAACGAGGACGGCAGCAUGCAGAUGCAUUUCUCCAAAAACCCCAAAGUGCUGAAUCCCAGAGGGCUCCGGCACACGCUGCCUCUGCCUCAGGGGGGCAAACACUCCACCAACCCCCACCUGGUGGAGGACCAGCGCUUCCCCCAGCAGAGGCUCUCCCAGAAGGCUCGCCAGAAGACCGACGUCUUCAACCCGGACUACGUGGCCGGAGCGUCGCCGUUCUGUGAGAACGACAUCUACAGCCGAGCCGCCAACCUGCAGAUCAGAGACAGCCAGUGUGGCGGCGGCAGGAGGCGGACCAACCCCAACGCCACCCGCAGGAAGUUCAUCAAGAAGAAGUAAAGAUGGCGAGCAUGCAUCGUAUUUAAAUUAAAUUAAAGGACCAUCAUUUCCCAAAUCGUCCAUCAGCUCGCGUGCGACAGAUUAACUCACCAGGUCUUCUGGUGCGUUCAUGGACAGUCAGACAUCCAAGACAUAAGGAUUAACUACAGCUCUAAACACGGUGUUCACAGCAGAAGAGACGAGCGUGACAGCCAGAGGAAGCUGAUGACACUCAGCGACACACGGGCAAAUUAACUGCUGGCAGCACGAGUGAAUCUAAGAAUACCAGCUCCAGAUUAUUACAGAUUACAUAUCAUCCCUUAUGGAACGAGCCAGAAUAAUAAAUACAUUAAAAGUGUGUGAAAUUUCACAUCAGUGUCUG